UCUGUAAAUGACCUCUGAUGGAGGUUCCAUUUAGUGGCAUUUACAGAUACACGUGUUGUUCAACGGAUUUGUUGUUGACGGUCUACAGUACCGGCGUUUUCCGUGUUUGUUUUUAUUAAACAACAUCUCAAGAGCCUUAAAAAAUGACUAAAGACAAGAAGAAACAAAGCCUGAGCGAGUUUGAGGAACAACCGCCUGAAGAUACAUCGAUGAUGGAUAGUAAACAGGUCUUGACUUACGAGGAGAGGCUCAAGUUCGUCAAUGAAAUCGCUAAACCCCUAGCCAGUAGGAAGCUCACGAAAAAAAUCUACAAGCUGAUAAAAAAAUCGCACAAGGAGGGAAAGGCAUAUUGGAGUGGUUUGAAGAACGUACAGGCAAGACUCAGGAAAGGAGAUGUUGAAGGAAUUGCCAUUUUAGCAGGAGACGUUUCGCCAAUAGAUGUCUAUACUCAUGUGCCAGCUGUGUGUGAAGACAAGGAUGUACCGUACGUUUUUGUUCCAUCAAGGGAGGAUAUUGGUUUAGCGAUGGGAGUAAACCGAGCAGUCAUCGCUGCAUACAUUGGCGAGUCUGAGGGGUAUAAAGAAUUAUAUGACGAAGUCAAAAGUGAAAUAAAAUCUCUUCCUAUACCCAUCUAAAAAAUAGAGUUUUAAUUGAUCCAUUAAACACAAAAUCUUAUAUUUUACAUUGUAAGUUUUAAACAAUUUAUAGAAUAAACAUUUUAAAAAAAUUAA
Molecule: messenger RNA, 731 nt
Organism: Cimex lectularius (bed bug)
Lineage: Eukaryota; Metazoa; Arthropoda; Insecta; Hemiptera; Cimicidae
Gene: NHP2
Product: H/ACA ribonucleoprotein complex subunit 2-like protein
Exons: 3
Coding region: 144-635 (163 amino acids)
Biological process (GO): rRNA pseudouridine synthesis; snRNA pseudouridine synthesis
Cellular component (GO): box H/ACA snoRNP complex
Molecular function (GO): box H/ACA snoRNA binding
Source: RefSeq, a predicted model, not a curated record